GCGCGCCCUUCCCGCUUCCUCUUUCUGGCCUUUUCCCACCGCGCAGGCGCAGAGAGUGAACCAAGAUGGCGGCCCCCGUGGAUCUGGAGUUGAAGAAGGCUUUCACAGAACUUCAAGCCAAAGUUAUUGACACUCAACAGAAGGUGAAGCUUGCAGAUAUACAGAUUGAACAGCUAAACAGAACGAAAAAGCAUGCACAUCUUACAGAUACAGAGAUUAUGACUUUGGUAGAUGAGACUAACAUGUAUGAAGGUGUAGGAAGAAUGUUUAUUCUUCAGUCCAAGGAGGUAAUUCACAAUCAGCUGUUAGAGAAACAGAAAAUAGCAGAAGAAAAAAUUAAAGAAUUGGAACAGAAAAAAUCCUACCUGGAGCGGAGUGUGAAGGAAGCUGAGGACAACAUCCGGGAGAUGCUGAUGGCACGAAGGGCCCAGUAGGAAGCCUUAGGGGAAGCUCUUCCUCCUGACCCCUCCCAUUCCUGGCAAGAGUAGAGGGGCCUGUGUGGGGAAACAGCCUCUACUCUGCCCAGAUGGACAAUUUAUCUGGAUGGUCUGGUAACCCUAUGUUUUGUACAUCACCCUUAGCCCCUUGAAGAUCCCAACCUUGUACUUUUUAUCCUGGCUCUGCCUGCCACCUCUGCCCAGGACACUCUCUCCCCUGAGGGUGGGUCUUGAACUCCCAGGAGAGGGAAGAUGGGAGCCAGGACAGAGAGGGGGGCUCUGCCCGAGCCUACUACUAGUCAAAUGCUGGUCAGACCAAUAAAAGGCACCUAUCCCACUCUG
Ceratotherium simum simum (southern white rhinoceros) is the source of this 779-nucleotide messenger RNA. It is a transcript of the gene PFDN1, whose product is annotated as prefoldin subunit 1. The record is from RefSeq and is a predicted model, not a curated record. Gene Ontology annotation, biological process: protein folding. NCBI's taxonomy places the organism in Eukaryota, Metazoa, Chordata, Mammalia, Perissodactyla, Rhinocerotidae. Gene Ontology annotation, molecular function: protein folding chaperone. Gene Ontology annotation, cellular component: cytoplasm; prefoldin complex.